Solea senegalensis (Senegalese sole) is the source of this 2629-nucleotide messenger RNA. Its product is annotated as homeobox-containing protein 1-like. Bases 72 to 1691 code for a protein of 539 amino acids. Gene Ontology annotation, cellular component: nucleus. The record is from RefSeq and is a predicted model, not a curated record. Gene Ontology annotation, biological process: positive regulation of DNA-templated transcription. NCBI's taxonomy places the organism in Eukaryota, Metazoa, Chordata, Actinopteri, Pleuronectiformes, Soleidae. The transcript has 10 exons. Gene Ontology annotation, molecular function: double-stranded telomeric DNA binding.
CGUCAUUGUGUCAACAUGGCGCCUGUCUGCCGGACAAAAGGCAAAUCUGUCUGACGGUGGAUUGAAACCCAAUGAGAAACAGAGGAGACAUUUUGGGAAAACUGUCAGUGUCCGUGUGUGCUGGCGCCCCGAGACAACACAUAUAUGGUGGAAUAAACGUCGGCGGAGGCUCUGCGACUGGAAUAUUAAGGAUGUUCCAGCAGUGUGAGGAGCCUCGGUUCACCAUCGAGCAAAUUGACCUCCUCCAGAGGCUGAGGAGGACGGGGAUCACCCAGGCGGAGGUCCUGCACGCCCUGGACACCCUGGACCACCUUGACCGUCACAAGUCGACAGACAAACCUUCCUAUAUGCCACCCUCAUCUUCCAGCACUGUUGCCGCCUCUUCCUCCACGACUUCAGCUGCCACUCAGACGAACUUUCCAGACAACCAACUCUCAGCAUCGCCUAGCCAUACCUUCGAUGCCACCGCUCUGCCUCUUCCGGUUCCGGUAGCCUCGCCGGUCAUCAUGACCGCGGGAGCUCAGAAUGGUCUGGUUGGUGUCAGCAAUGGGAAGCUGUCACCACCCCGCUUUCCUCUUGGUGUGGUUAGCGGCGGCAUGUCGGCACCAGGCUACGGGUUUGAGGCCAGUGAAGAGGACAUAGAUGUUGAUGAAAAGGUGGAGUACCUGAUGAGAAGGGACAGCGUUUUGAUCAAAGAGGAGAUUAAGUCCUUCCUGGCAAACAGGCGAAUUUCCCAGGCUGUGGUUGCUCAGGUAACAGGUAUCAGUCAGAGUCGGAUCUCCCACUGGCUCUUACAACAGGGAUCGGACCUCAGCGAGCAGAAAAAGCGGGCCUUCUUUCGCUGGUACCAGCUGGAGAAGUCCAACCCAGGUGCCACUCUGGCCAUGCGAGCUGCCCCACUGGCUCUGGAGGAGGUGAUGGACUGGCCACAAGCUCCGCCCACCUUUGGUGCUGCCCCUGCGGGCUUCCGUCUGCGGCGGGGGAGCAGGUUCACAUGGAGGAAGGAGUGUCUGGCUGUUAUGGAGAGUUACUUCGGUGAUAAUCAGUACCCCGAUGAAGCGAAGAGAGAGGAGAUCGCUAAUGCCUGCAAUGCUGUCAUUCAGAAACCAGGAAAGAAGCUGUCUGAUUUGGAGAGAGUCACAUCCCUAAAGGUCUACAACUGGUUUGCCAACCGACGUAAAGACAUCAAGAGGCGUGCUAACAUUGAAGCAGCCAUCUUGGAGAGUCACGGCAUCGAGGUCCAGAGUCCAGGAGGUCAGUCCAACAGUGACGAGGUGGACGGCAAUGACUUCCCUGACCAGGGUUGUGAGAUGACUUCAUUUGACAAGAGAGCUUCAGUCAGGCAGUUUGGUUUCAGUCGAGCUGACCUCUCCUCUCCGACCCAGGUUCCCACGCUGCUUCCCAGCUGGUUGUCCGUCCUGGGUAGAGGACACUUGUCUGGACAGAGGGGCACUUCUUUGAUCGGCCGCUCCCCAGUGAUAGGGACAGGUCCUCAGGCAGAAGGCUCCAGAUUGACCGGCGUGUCCUGGUCUCCACCGUCCCCCUCCCUCCAGGACGAACCCACCAUUCACAGCGUGCUGUCCGAGCCCCAGGAUCCAAUCGGGUUGGAGAAGACGGCGGCCAAUCACGAGGACGGGGCCGGGUGCAGUAUGGGGAACGAGAUCAAGAUGGAAACACUAGAGGACGACUGAAGAGGGUGCUGGAUAUCUGGAGUUGUCUGAGUCAUGAAGACGACAGGUGUGUUAAUAUGCAAGAAGAUUUUAUAGGAAUGUAAUAAGUGGGAAAAACAUGACCAAAAGUCUUGUAAAUGCCAACGCUGAGAUACCUCCCAACCCUACCUCCAACCAUCAACCUGCUCUGCUAUGCUCUUAGAGGCAUUAUUGUGUAUUAUAACAGUCAUAAUAAUAUUAAACUUUAAAAUCUGUCCUCCCCAGCAGACUAUGGAGUGUUUUGAAAUGACCAAAUAAUAACACAAUUCCUUAUUUGGGCAUUUUAAAUCUUCCAUAGCAGACUGAGUCAUGGGACACGAGACAUUGUGCAGAUUUAAUUGAAAAACAACCUGCGUUUUCAAAGCAGGACAACACUGUAUUUGACACGGGAUUCAGAAAACGUCAGGGUCGUGCACUGUGAUCACAACACAACUGAACAGCCUCAAAAACUAAAUGCAUGAAUUAGAGUUGGUUUGAACAGAUUGUUUUAAAAAAUGAUGAACCACCAUGUCAUCACCGUGGAUUUUAUUUUUACAUUUUCACUGUUGAUUCCUUCCAGUGAGAAGAACAGCAGAAUAAGCUUACUCUUUUUUUUUUUUUCCAAUUCAAGGUCACGCCACAUCACUAAUAAUACAGUUUGCCUAAAUAAUAAACUUUUCCUCUUCCCCUUUAACCUGAUCAAAUAAGCUCGACAUAUGGAAGCAAAGAAUUAUUACAAUUAUGUCAAGAUGAAAUGUAAACCGACAAGUAACCAACAAAAACUUUCGCAAUUUCAAAAUCCUUUUUUAUCAAUUUUUGUCAAAUUUAGCCGGAAAUCUUCGGGUCAAAUAUCUUUUUCCUUGACUACAAAACAUGUUACAACACCAGAGUAGGGCUGAACAAUUUUCAAUAAAUAUCUAAUUGCGAUUAUUUUGACAGGA